This is a messenger RNA of Hydractinia symbiolongicarpus, 4800 nucleotides long. RefSeq lists its product as uncharacterized. NCBI's taxonomy places the organism in Eukaryota, Metazoa, Cnidaria, Hydrozoa, Anthoathecata, Hydractiniidae. The coding region runs from base 214 to 3381 and encodes 1055 amino acids. The record is from RefSeq and is a predicted model, not a curated record. The transcript is spliced from 11 exons.
CUCUUUUUUAUUUGACAUUUGUCAGUUUGUCAGUUUGUCGAGCGUGCACAGGUUUAUUUUUACCAUUCCAUAAUAAUUUUUUGUGUCACUGUGUAAAGAUUGCAUAGCUUUCUCCUACCUUGCUUUAUUUUUAAAUACUAUAGUCGUACUUCUAUAUUACUUCAGUAAUACAUACAAGUAUAAAGAAUUAUACAUCAGCAUUAUUUUCACAAAAUGGCAGAAAUAUUGGGUGAGUGUGAAAAGGAACUUCAAGACCAACUCGAUAAGCUUGAUUCAUUUCGUGCUGCCCUAAGAACUGCUUUAGAAGCAAUUCAAAAUGUUCAUGAGCAGAGUCAGUCUCUAUCCUUGGCAGGAAGUGCUGAGGAUAUGGUUCAGAGAAUCUUGAGCAGAGUUUUAAACAGGACCACAACAGCUCCAGAUAUAAUUGCUGAUUCCAGACAAGCAGCAGCAGUACAAAACAAUGACACGAACAAAGUCACGAUGCCGAAUGUUGUCGAAGUGGCAGCUGAAGUUGAUGAGACACCAGCAGAGCCAACUGUUGUAGAAAUUAGUUCAGCCAGUAAGGUAGAAGAUCUUGGCUCUGAAGACGACGAAUUAGUACAGCAUUUACUAAGAGUUGGAGGUGCAAAAAAAGGUGUGAAGUACAAAAUAGAAAUUACAAGUCCCUUAGGACUAGAUGGUACAUUUUGGGCAUGUCAUGUUGAAUCUGGAUUUAUACAGAAUAAAUUAGAACCUCUUUCUGACCGAUUAAGGUCUGCUACACAGCGUGAUAGGAGUUUAUGGAAAGUGACCGAACCUAAUAAUAAAAUGCUAUGUGUAAAGUCCAUUGAUAAUGGUUUAUGGAUGAGAGCAAUUUAUGUAAAGAACAUCAACGACCAAGUGAUAAAAGUUCGGUUUAUUGAUGUUGGUCGGACUGAAGAUGUACAAAUAAAUCGUCUGUCUUUGGUACCACAAAAUCUGGCAGAGAUUCCAUUCAUGGCGUUCAAUUGUGCAAUUUUUGAUCACCCUGUUAGUCUUGGAUAUGACGCCAAAUGGAAAUUCAGUGAUCUUACGAAAAAGAAGAUAUUAAAUUUUACUGUUGAGAAUUUGUUAGACAGAGAUGGUUUAACAUUUCUAAUGGGUAAAAUAGAAACCAUUCUUGAUGAUCCAAUGGUUAAUGUGACAGAAGAAAUCAGGAAAUUUGAUAAAACAGGGAUUGUGGGAAAUUCAAGCAAGGAAGAUAAUGGCAUUGUGUCAAGAGAUAUCAGAACUAUUGAUGCAAGCAACGCUGAUAAUUUUACAUCAAUCAAUGAAGUCAUCCAGAAAAGUGAUGAAAUUGUCACAACUAAAAACGUUAGCUUUGAAGAAUCACCACUGCCUAACAAAACAGUAACAAAAAAUCCACCAAAUCUAUCACCUAUUAUUAUUCCGAGUUUACCACCACAGCCAGAGUUUGAUUGGGGUGAUACUAAAACACCUGGUGCUGAUGACGCAGAACUAGAACUUGCUCCACUUGAUGAAAAUAUCUUUGAAAUGUCUAUGUCACAUGAUGAAAAAACAAAUGAAGACCUAAAAUCUGGUGCAAUGAACAAUGAACUUAAUAAUUUUUCUUCAACUAAAACUAAAUACAAACAAGAGCCAUCUUUCUCCUUUCAUUCUCCACCACCAGCUAAUGAAAAAACAGUAAUAAAACUUCAAGAGCAACUUUUUAUGUUGCUCCAGCAGCAAAGAAGUCUGUUACUUAACCCACAAAUAUCUCAAGAAAAUCCAGAUGCCAUAAAUGUUCUACAGCAAAAAAUUGCAUACAUUCAAAAUGAUUUGAACUCCUUGAUUAGUCAUCAACCAGCACCUACGUAUAUGCAGCAAAUUCAACAACAACAAUCUCAAUUUGCUGCUACAACCCCACCUGUUCGAUCACCACAAAUGCCCAUUGGUACCAGGCCUCCUGGAUUGCAAGCUAAUGUGCAAAUGCAGGGCAUGACAAAUAGUUAUUUUAGUGAUAGUAUAAAAAAUUCUACUGACUAUGAUACAAAGAUUCAACAACUGGAUGCUAUAACUCGUUGUUUACGAAUGCCAAGUGAUUGCCUUAAUGACAGUCAGAUGCAAGAAUUGCAAGCUACUAAACUAUUUUUGGAAAAACAGUUACGAGAAGAGGAGCAACGGAUGAAGCAGAUGGGAAGAACAUUGUUGAUGCAAAACCCAGUUGGAACACUUGAAGACUCUGGAAGGGAUGUUAAUCCACAAAUGAGACAGUUUACUCCUCCUGAACAUCAAGUUCUUUCUGAUUAUUUUAAUCCUCGAUUUGGGGAACCACCAGCAGGAAUAAAACCAGACCAAAUGCAACAUUUAUUCCACAAGCAAAACAACAUGCAAGUAAAUACCUCUGAAUCAUUGCUGUACAGCCAAGACAGUACUCAAUAUUCUCAUGGCCACGUCUCUAGAAAUAUGCCUGAGAUACUGUCAAGACAACAUGCUCAGGAUGUGUCACAGAGGUAUUUGGAUAGCAGUGAAGAAGUGAAUACCCAGUUUGCUGAAAAAGCCUCAAAAAUGCCUGAUCCUAAUCAUAUUGUGGAGCCAAAGCGGUUUGAAAUUGUUCCUUAUGAUAAACUUUUUACUGAAUCUCGAAACGACUGGGCAGCACGUGAACUGGUUAAUUUAACUCAUCCUUACCUGGAGCAUCCAAAAGCACGGUUUUAUACAGUCAUAUGCUUGGAAACAAAACCUGGUAACUUUAUCCCAAAUUUAAAACGAACGUAUGUCAAUGGUUAUUACUGGCUGCACGAUCCCGACGCAGAGAUUUUUCGCAAAGAAUGGGAAACUAAUGAUGGCCCAUUGUUUUUGAUUGUAAAACAUAGACCCCUUAAAGGUAAUGUUGUGUGGAAAUGUGGUGGAAUAUGUCAAGUCUUGUCUAAAGUUAGAGAAAUACCUAACAUAACUGUUCGUCAAAAUAACAUGAGCAUGCAGUGUCAAGUAAGGUUUGUGAGUACCUCUCUCUUUGAUGACGUUGACUGUUUACGGUCUGACAAAACAACAAGAGAAAUACCAACAGAGAUUGCAAGAAAAGUGAUCAAGCAUUUUAUACAGGCUGUGCAAGAUGGGAGUGGAGAAAAUAUGUUUCAUUAUUUUCAAAAGUGUGCACAAGCACAGUACCACAAAUCGGCAGACUACUCAUCAUAUCACGCAAGUGGCCGCAACACUCCUCCUGGAUAUCAGUCUCCACCUGUACAGGAUAGUUUUGUUGAUCAGAAACAUAUGUUGCCAAAUCCAGAAGAUUGGGACCAAGACAUUGGACAAUACAGGAAGUCGGUUACAUCAGAAGAUUUUGGAUCUGGGGACGAAGGGGAGCGUGACAUCAACGCUGAGAUUGAAGCAUUUGGCUUGAGUGCAGAUGACUUGAGUUAAGGGUAUAUUAUAUCAUGCUCCUUAGAUUGUUUUUGUACCUCAGCCUUUAGAUAAAUUUGGUUGGCUUAAAGAAUUUGAUUCUUACCUGUCAAAUAUUUAUUUAUUUUUUGUAUUACCUUUGUUUUUUGUGCUGUUUUUUGUUUCGUGUGCUGUUUUUUUGUUAUUUUUUUCAGCUUGAGUAUAUGAAGAGUAGUUUUGAAACCAAUCCACCCUUUUUAUUACACUUUACUGAUGCCAUACUUAUAGACAAAACAGUACUGAUUCAAAGAGAGAUUAAAACUCUACCGUGAAACUUCAUGUUUUAAUUAGCAGACAAGCUCUGCUAAUGUUCUAUGACAUGGUCAUUCACCAAUUUUUCUGUGAGAUGUGUGUGGUUAAGGAAUAUUGUAAAUAUUACUGCAUUUUAAUUUUUACUGUUGUUUUAAGAAGCAAGUAUAUUUUACAAAAGGAGCUUGAGGAGUUAUGUGUCUUACUAUGAGAUUAUUUCAUGAAGAUUUUGAGAUUUUUAUGUUUUUUACGUAUAUGCUUUUUCUUUUACCAUUAAGGUAUUUUAGAAAAUUAUUUAUGUUAAAUAUCCUACAUUCAUCCAGUUUUUUUUUUAAUGAAAUAAUACUUAAUUUUAUAAAUAAUUUCUUACAGUCAAAUGAAAUGGCAUACUUUUAAUAUGUAAAUCAGACACACGUGCGUCGAAACACCAAAAAUAUAAAAUAUAUACCUUCUGAAUAUAAACGAAAUUCCCUAGCAAUCCUGAUAAUAUUUCUUGUUUAAAUUUUAUUGUCAGUAACUUAUAUAAAGAAUCCCUUAUGAUGAAAAAUUCCACACAUUAUUUCUGACAUAUCAGUUUUAUGAUUUGUUUAAUUUUAUGAUUUAUUUAAUACAUAAACAUGCGCCAACCAAUACUAAACAGAUUUACGUUUUUAUGUAAAGUUUAUUUUACGAAAAUGCAGAUUCUGCUGGAUUUACUUUUGAAUUUUUUACAUUGUCCUUCUAGUUUUUAUCUUUUUAUCUUCACUUUGACUUGAUGAUGAAGCUUGGCAAAUUUUACAAUGCCAGCUCAAGAACUCUUUAUAAAUUUUUUGAGUAAUUUGUAUAUAUUUAUAUUUGGAUCCACAUGUAACUUAGAAAAAACUUUACUUUGCAAUAACUUCACAGAAUAUCUAAAAAUUAAAAACUUUUUUUGCAUAUAUUUUUUGUGAGUAAAAGGUAUUAAAGUGAUUUAAAAGAAAAGCCAUUCAAACUAGAAACAAUUUGAAAGAAGCUUUUUGAAAGAAGCAUAGGAUUCCAAAUUACCUUUUAGACGUAUAUUUAAACUGUAAUAUUUUAAUGAAGUAUUUUUGAAAAUGUAUCAUCAGUAGUAACUAGUAACUAAAAUUCGGAUAUUCGUUUCGAAAAUAGGUUGUUCCUUUCGAAAUAAGAUGU